Messenger RNA from Etheostoma cragini (Arkansas darter), 657 nucleotides. RefSeq names its product acetyl-coenzyme A synthetase 2-like, mitochondrial. The annotation marks the transcript as partial. The record is from RefSeq and is a predicted model, not a curated record. Gene Ontology annotation, molecular function: acetyl-CoA synthetase activity. Gene Ontology annotation, cellular component: mitochondrion. Gene Ontology annotation, biological process: acetyl-CoA biosynthetic process. Lineage: Eukaryota; Metazoa; Chordata; Actinopteri; Perciformes; Percidae. The transcript has 3 exons.
GUAACCGAGGCCUGUGUUGCGUUCACAGCCCAGUGUAAAGCCGUGGUCACCUGUAACCAAGGCGUGCGCGGAGGCCGAGUCACCGAGCUGAAAGCCACGGUGGACGCGGCGGUGAAAGUGUGUCCGACGGUCCAACACGUGUUUGUGUCUCAGAGGACAGAGACGCCGGCUGUGAUGGGACGGCUGGACGUCCCUCUGGAGCAGGCGAUGUCCCGUCAGAGUCCCGUUUGUCCCCCGGAGCCUCUGGACAGUGAAGACAUCUUGUUUCUUCUCUACACGUCCGGAAGUACGGGGAAACCUAAAGGCAUCGUCCACACACAGGCCGGAUACCUGCUGUACUGCUCACUCACACACCAGUACGUGUUCGACCACCGGCCCGGCGAUGUGUUCGGCUGCGUGGCCGACGUGGGCUGGAUCACGGGACACAGCUACGUGGUCUACGGCCCGCUGAGCAACGGGGCCACCAGCCUCCUGUAUGAGAGCACGCCGGUCUACCCAGACCCAGGCCGGUACUGGGAGACGGUGGAGCGUCUGAGCCUCACGCAGUUCUACGGCGCUCCGACCGCGCUGCGCCUGCUGCUGAAGUACGACGACAGCUGGGUGAAGAAGUACGACCGCUCGUCUCUGAGGACGCUCGCCUCAGGUACGACAUGCUAA